AUUUGUGGAAGGGUUUAGGAAAAUGCGCGAGUAGAGGCGACAAGGCUGUGGCGCUUUCGAUCGGAGGAUUAGGGUUUGGGGAAGAGCGCAGCGGUGAUGGCGCUCAUGCGCGCCGCCGUUGGUGUGGGGCGCCGGAGGCUCCUCUCGCAUUGCAGCUGUAUGGCCAAUGGAUCGCAUCAGGGCGGCGUGUGGGAAUUGAGGGUGCGCUGCUUCUCCUCGUGGUUACAUCAUCACCAUGAGGCGCAGGAUUAUCUCAGGUCAACUAUGGUUUUUAGAUUUGGUCCGCCUGGACAGUACGUUUCGAGGCGUUUCUACGCUGAUAUGCCUUCGCAUCAGCCUCUUGGAAUGCCGUCUCUUUCUCCAACCAUGACACAGGGAAACAUAGUGAAAUGGAAGAAAAAGGAGGGUGACAAGGUUACUGCCGGAGAUGUGCUUUGCGAAAUUGAAACGGAUAAAGCAACAGUUGACAUGGAAUGCAUGGAAGACGGCUACUUGGCUAAGAUCGUAUUUUCGGACGGUGCAAAAGACAUAAAAGUUGGACAGAUUAUAGCCAUAACUGUCGAAGAACAAGGGGAUAUUGAUAAGUUUAAAGACUACAAAGCUGACGCUCCUGCUGCACCUCCGAAGCCCGCUCCCAAGGAAAGCCCUCCUCCACCGAAACCCACAGAAAGCCCAAAACCGGCUCCGUCGCCCAAGCCUGCUCCAGCUGCAUCUGGUGAUAGGAUCAUAGCCAGCCCCAACGCUAGGAAGUAUGCUCAGGAUAACCAAAUAUCUCUAUCAGGAGUAGCGGGGACUGGGCCUGGAGGUCGGAUCGUCAGAGCGGAUGUAGAGGGCCUGAAAGGUGGCCAGCAAGUACAAGAGCCUCGGCGUGCUGAAACGCCUGGUGAUUCUACUUCGCUGGACUACACGGAUCUACCAAACACACAAAUCAGACGGGUCAUUGCUCAACGCCUUCUUCAAUCAAAGCAAACGAUUCCACAUUAUUAUUUGACCGUGGAUGUUCGUGUUGACAAGCUCCUUGCACUAAGGACUCAGUUGAAUGCCAAGCUGGAGAAGGAGAAAAGGAAAAAGCUUUCUGUUAACGAUUUCGUUUUGAAGGCUGCGGCGUUAGCGCUGAAGAAGGUUCCAGAGUGUAAUAGCUCGUGGACUGACGAGUUUAUCAGGCAGUUUCACAACAUAAAUAUCAGCGUUGCUGUACAAACGGAGCGGGGUUUGAUGGUUCCAGUUGUAAAGGAUGCUGAUAAGAAAGGGUUGGGAGCUAUUUCGGACGAUGUAAGAACGUUGGCGGAGAAGGCUAGGGAGAACACACUGAAGCCUAGUGACUACGAUGGUGGCACGUUCACGGUCUCGAACUUGGGUGGACCAUUUGGUAUCAAACAAUUUUGUGCUAUCAUCAAUCCGCCACAGUCGUGCAUUCUUGCCGUCGGCACGACUGACAAGAGAGUGAUUCCUGGUGAGAACGAUGGCGAGUACACAGCGGCUACAUUCAUGUCUGCUACUUUGAGCUGUGAUCACAGAGUUGUGGAUGGCGCAAUUGGAGCGCACUGGCUCGGUGCGUUCAAAGGCUACAUCGAGGACCCCAUGACUUUGCUACUAUAGUGGAGCUCUGGCGAUGGCGAUAAGAAGGAAAUAAAAAUGGACACGAGAAAAUAACCGCGACUCGAACUGGGUAAAUUUUUUUCUUUCUUUAAAGCUUUUUCGAGGACUUGGCUCAGAUCGGCAUUUGUGAAUUUUUCUUCGUCAAUAAAAACCCAUUGGAGCUA
Messenger RNA from Selaginella moellendorffii, 1763 nucleotides. RefSeq names its product dihydrolipoyllysine-residue acetyltransferase component 2 of pyruvate dehydrogenase complex, mitochondrial. Gene Ontology annotation, cellular component: pyruvate dehydrogenase complex. Gene Ontology annotation, biological process: pyruvate decarboxylation to acetyl-CoA. The coding region runs from base 97 to 1599 and encodes 500 amino acids. The record is from RefSeq and is a predicted model, not a curated record. Gene Ontology annotation, molecular function: dihydrolipoyllysine-residue acetyltransferase activity. The transcript is spliced from 16 exons. NCBI's taxonomy places the organism in Eukaryota, Viridiplantae, Streptophyta, Lycopodiopsida, Selaginellales, Selaginellaceae.